Pocillopora damicornis (cauliflower coral) is the source of this 5772-nucleotide messenger RNA. RefSeq lists its product as uncharacterized. Lineage: Eukaryota; Metazoa; Cnidaria; Anthozoa; Scleractinia; Pocilloporidae. The record is from RefSeq and is a predicted model, not a curated record. Gene Ontology annotation, molecular function: DNA clamp unloader activity; DNA binding; ATP hydrolysis activity. Gene Ontology annotation, cellular component: nucleus.
UUUUCAACGCAAUGUCACAAGAAGAUAAAGUGAUGUUUUCUGGACCAAGAGCUUUUGAACAGUCCUUGUGUCACUCCAAGAGAGUGGAACCUAAAACAACAACCAAAAGUUUCUCAGAGGUUAUCACAAAGAGUAUUGUCUCAGAGCUAGCUUUGUUUUACCCUGGCAUACCCUUAAGGAAACUUUACAAACGAUAUUCAUCAAAACUGCAAAAGUACAGAGUAAAUAGUACUGUUGCAGACCUUGAACAAACUGUGCCUGAGAAAAAGCCAGAUGAGAGAGUGAAGAGCAGAGUGGAUUCAUUAGGAGACAAAGAUGGGAAAGGUAACAUUGUUGCAUAUAGUUUAUGUAACAAAAGGGGAAAAGGAAAGCAGCAAUUGUCUUGUGAUGGGGAAAGAAGCCUGGAGAAAGAGAUUGCAAGGAAAAAGGAUGAUUUAUUAGUAUCAGAAGAGACACAAGGUCCUGCAACCAACCAGCCUGUGGAGAAGCCACGCCAGAAAAGAAGAAGAGAAGAUGAUGGUGACCAAUAUCAGGUGGAGGUCAUCAAGGGACGAAGGUUAUCCUUAAGAAUCCGAAGAAAGAAGACAACCUUGGAGUCUGACACUCUAAACGAUAAUUUGGAGAUACCAGAAACUACCUCAAACAGAAAGAAGAGAAAGAGAACAGGUGAUUAUCAAGAUGGUGGAAAAGAAAUGUCAGAACCUUCCACACAAUUCAACAAGGCUGUAGAGAUACCUGUUGUUCCCAACAGUUGUGCAAGUAAUGUGGAGACUUUUGUCAAUGAUGCAUUGUGGACAGAGUUGUAUCGACCACUGCACUCCACCGAAGUCAUGGCAAAUGCUUCUUCUGUCAGCAAACUGCGAUCCUGGCUGCAAGAGUGGAAAAUCAAGAGAGAAAAAACUCUGAGGAAAGAACUACAGCAACAGAAAAGACUUCUAGCAAAACAGAAAGGCAAGCAGUCAAGCCACAGCCAAGGCUCCAGCCACUCUCUGGAGCGGUGGGAUGCAGACAGUGACUCUGACUUCCAAAUGAGUGACCAUGCUUCAGAUGAUAGUGACACAGAGGAAGGUGGUUUAAAUACUGCCAUGUUUAUCUCUGGUCCCACAGGAGUUGGGAAAACAGCCAUGGUGUAUGCAUGUGCAGAGGAACUGGGUUACAAGGUAUUUGAAGUCAACAGUUCCUCCAAGCGUUCUGGCAAGCAGAUCAUGUCACAGCUUGAAGAAGCUACUCAGUCACACCUUGUGAUCAACAACAAGGGUCCUGCCCCUCAGUCUUCCUUUGCAGGCCUCUUUGAUAAACCUGUAAACAGUUCUCCCCCCUCCACUGGUCCCCUGAGUGCCUUUUUGCAGAAGAAUACAAGUGUGUCUGAAACCAAAGCCAGCAAGAAUGGGAAAAGAAAGAAAGACGGGGCCAUGAAAGAGAAGAAGAAAGUGGAAUCCAAAGGGAAAGGCAAAUCCAUUCUCAAGCAGCCAUCACAACAAAUUAAAGAUGACAGUGAAUCAUGUUCAAAUUUGUCUUCAAAAGCUGCCUCUCUGAUUUUGUUUGAAGAGGUUGAUGUUAUUUUUGAAGAAGACAAGAGUUUCUGGAUGGCUGUAAACUCCUUCAUGCAGAAUGCUAAGUGUCCCAUUGUUUUGAUAAGCACAGACUCACAAGUGAGCUGUGAGGGACGAUAUGAACAAGUCAAGUUGAAAUCUCCAUCAGUGAAUCUUUUAGCUGCACAUCUACAACUUGUAACUUUGACAAACAAUAUUUUUGUCAAUCCUGAAGACCUCAAGUGUUUGGUUGUACAAAACAACUGUGACAUUCGCAAGUCUCUCUUUGAUUUGCAAUUCUGGUCAGGAUCAGGAGGGGGAGUAAAGAUGCCAUACACAAGACCAGUGAGUUUAGAACCAAUUAAAAAUGAUGUUGGCAGAAGCAAUCUGAAGCCUCAACAUACGUCUGUAACUUGUAAAAGUGGCAGUGAGAAUCUGAAGACUGGCAUUUCUUCUCAAGAUGUUAAUCAGUUUGAACCCCUUGCAACUGGUGGGAUUUUAAAUGACGAUGGAGAAGAAAGCCUGUUUCUUUCCUUAAGUGAUUGGCAGGCAAUCAAGAACAGAGGAGCUACAAGCCACUUGCGCUCUUCCACGAGAGGAACUCUUGGUCAAGCCUAUGGUGAUAACUCGGAUUCUGAUUUCUUUGAGCCCAAGAGGGCAAAACUGUCAUGUCCCGAAGGCUCAGCAGAUUCUGUCUUUGAAAUCACAGACACAAAUGACAGUCAACCAGUCAGCACUGGUAACGAAAAAGCUGAUACCUCCCGCCAGCUUCCCCCAGUGGAUUCCUUGCUGUUCGAGAGUGUGCACGGGAUGCUCAAUUGCGUGGCUGACCCAACUGUUGGGUCGUUGUCAAUUCUGCAAAAGGGAAAGAAAUCUGGAGAUAACGUUAAGGACUAUGGCAUUUUUGACAAGCUGCGACUGACACACUUCACCCAAGGACUUGAUUUGAAUUUGGUCCAAACAAAUCUGAGUAACCUCAUCCCGCUGUUUGCUGAAUCAUCAUCGUCAUUGCCGCAGACCAGACAUGAUCCACAAGAGGCUCCACUUGAAGACCAGACAACUGAUGUUGAGCAACCAAUUGCAGAGGAAAUGGUUUUCAAGAGUGUUAAUAUAUUCUCUGAUAGAAGUCUUUUUGACGAUGGCACUGAUGAAUCUACCAAUAAAGGGGAGACUGAAGUUGUCACGGAAACAGAUCAUUCCAUAGAUAAGGAAUCAGAAGAUGGAAAGACAAAGCUGUUGAAUACUUCUCAGGACUCUGUAGACACAGGCUUUAGUGAGUCUCAACCUAAAGAGGGUACUAGUGCCGCUGGGGAAGGUGAAAUGCUUAAAGAGGACUCUGUAAUCUGUGGAGAAACUAUCUUGAAAGGAAAGAAACCUGUUCGUAAAACGCAUUCCCAUAGAGAAAGAUGCUGCACCAAAGCUCUAGAUGUAUUCGCGCAGUUUGCAGAAAACCAGUCGUUUUUAGAUGCCUUCUGCUCAAGUCUUUCUGUCUCUAACACCCAGUCUUCCUCUGUUGAUUUUGGCUGGUGGGAAGCUGUGCUGAAGCCAGGGCUCACAGACGAGCACGUGACCGUAGAGGAGUGCAGUCAUUGGUUGGCUCGUGAUACACGAGCAAGCAUUCGGGCAGCAUCAGAAGUGGCUAAUUUGGAGAGUUGUCGCACCAAAGUGAAUUGUCUGGCUAACGAUUUAAAAGAAGUUAAAAAUGUAGAUGAAGAGGAGAGCCCAAAUAUUUCGGAAAAUGAGCUUUUUAAUUCUAGCUUAUUAUCGGAAGACCUUCCUCCACGUGAUUGUGGUUCUUUGUUGCAGUUGAUUUCACCCUCGCUCACACAAAGAAGUUCCUCAGCGAGCCGAAGAAAGCUCUGUACCUCCGUGCUGUCCUGUAUCCCCUCACUGUACCACUGCGAUCAUCGCUGUGUAGCAAGUGAUUACAUACCAACGUUUCGCUUGCUUUGUCACUCAGAAAGGCUCCGAGAAGCCGCUAACGUCAAAAGAAGAUUUCUUCAUUAUCUGGAUCUUAAUUCGUUUCCCUUGAGUCGUAUCACAAUGGAGGCUUUAGCAGACAGUUAUCUGGGACAGUAGCGUAAUGUAACGCGGUUUUUUCAACAAUUUAUAAUUUCUUGAUUCUUUUGCCGAGCGAAAUGUAAUUUGGGGCUGGAGGAGAUACUGUUGAUGUAUAAAAAGUAAUGUUUUCAAUCUCGUACUCUCAUUUUCUCCAAAACGUGUCCUUGUGUCUCAGCAAUUGCUAUUAUAUCUAAACGCAAAUCCUGGUUGAUACGUUUCGCUCGUUCUCAUAGCCCCCGUGCCAAAUAGUUUGCCCAUUUUGUCUCGAUAAUUUAACUUUUUGUCAUUCUUUUUAUUAAAAAACCUGAUAAAAUCUUAGGUCACGAAUUUAAGACGGUUUUUAGCGACGAGGGGAGAUUUCUUUUUUAAGAAAAUUAAGCUCCUCCGCAAGGUGGAGAAUCAAGAAGUUAAAAACUCGAACUAGGAGCUUUGUGUACAGCACUUCAUUAUUGGAAUUCAAGCAGACGUAUUUCAUAAUUAAAUACUGUAUAUACUUAAGCCAAGAUUUUAAUUGUCAUUGACUGUCAAAAGGUAUCACAAUUAUCCAGUCGGGUAAAUAAUCACUGUUCUAAACUGAUGAACUUCUGAAUACAAUAAUGUACAAACUGAAAUAUUAAUAUAAUUCGUUGUCUGGGUUUUUCCAUGAUUGGACAAGAAAGUCUGAAACUCCUCUGUUCUUUAUAAUUGUUGAAAACCGGAGAUACUGAGUCGAUUCGACACGAAGGUCGAAGACUCCUCGGUUCUUAAUGAGGUUUUUCAAAAACAGAAUCUACAAAGUCGACUGGACAGGAAGGUCGGAAACUCUUCAGUUUUUACGAGAAUUGUCGAACAAGGUGCGAGUGAACCUAUUUCAGAUAAACAGAGAUAUUUUAUAGUAAAUAUUUUUGAAACUGUCAGUGGAAGAAAUGCUACUUUUGUUUAAUAUUUAUGAAUUUAGUUCUUCCUGAUCACGAUUUUCCCUCUAUAGAUGAAAUCCCAUUCUUGUGUUGCAUGGUAUUGAUGAUGCAGCGCUUAAAUUUGGACUUCCUUCGGAGAAAGGAUUAAAAUAUAUAAUUCAUCAAGGCCUCAAUGUCAUAAGCAGCUGUUUUCUUGACAGGUGUUUCGUGGAAUUGUGGUGUGUCUAAUACGAGAAAUUUUACUCCAAUUUUCCACGCGUAAACCUGGCACGUUUCUUAAGAAAACUCAUCGCGGUGGUCAUUUGCUAGUCGAGAUGACUUGUCAGUGGCUUUUGUUGAAGGAAAUUUUUGCUUGGCUACUUGUCGGGAAAAACUUAGCUAACGGAAAUCAGGGUUUCAUUCUUAGGCCGUCCAUGAAAUUGAUUUCGUGUGUUCGCUGGUGUUUUUAUUUCCCUAUUUGGAUCUGCUAUCUAGGGCUGAGAUAGAAGAUACCGAACCAUAGAUACAACUUACUAAUCUGUUUCCAGCGACCAUUUGGAAACCACUGUUAAUGAUAAACCUAUGAAGGAAGUGGGGUGCGAUACGUAGCUAGAUCUAAACUUAAGGCAUUUGUGUGUAAGUAUAACUUAAUUUAAUUUAUUCAGUUAAGUUAGUCAUGUAAAAGAAAUUGCUUUUCCUCGUAGUCUUGAAAUAAAUUUGUAAAAUCCAACUCGUUCUCAUCUCAGUCACAACUACCAGAGGCCGAUAAAAGAGAGCCGAGAGGUGUGAGAUUUAAGGCGGUUUUUUAGCUGAGUGCGAUCGACUGAGUUGACUCACGAGAAAAUAGAAAUUAGCAUCUAGCGCGGUGAUGUCCACCUCGAACGGUUUCCCAAGAUGAGGGUAACUUUAUGGGAAAUUUAAUCUGAAGGGGGCGUUUUGGUGAAGGAACAGACACUUUCCAGUGAACGCGCGAGGAGCUAAGCAGAUUAAAUGAGCGGGGUUAGGCCUCUUACAAAACGGAUGCAAUGAAAAUGUCACGUGAUUUGCCAGGAGCGUCUUAUGUUAGAGUUUCAGUCUGCUCAGCCAAUAAUACGCUAAGUUGGCCAGGCAUUACUUCAAAAUGAAAUAAAUGAAUUUAAGAACUCUGUUGUUCGGCUUAGAUACAGCUACUAGUUGUCAUUUAAUGUGACCAGGAUUAAUUACAAAAAUUAUUUUGGCUAAUUAGCUUAACUAUUCUUAAUUUGGCGAAUACAAGUAACUUAAAGAUUUUGUUUGCGAUACAUUAAAACAAUAUUGUGCAGACA